AUGAAGUGGCGGACGGGUAAGAGCAGACGGGAGGGCAAAGUGCAUUCAGCCACCUUCGCAUCACCAAGGACCAGCAACCUUUUCCAGGUCGCACAAAACCUUGAAGCAGCCGUCAAUUCUCAGGUGCCCAUCCCCCAGGAAUUCCUGGCCACAGUGCACCUUUGGAUGAAAUCAAGAGCGCAGACUGAAAGUGGCUUGUCGCAGAUGCAGCUCGCACAAUUCAUUGGUGCUUCAUCCUUCAACAAUCAGGUGCAGGCCAAUGUGCAGAUGCUUGCGCAGACACCGCCAGCACCAGCAUCACCACCACCGCCACCGCCACCGCCUGCAUCUCCGCCUCCCGCCUCUCCUCCUCUUGCAGGGUCUCCCCUGCCGGCAUCGCCGCCACUGCCCAUGUCGGCUCCGGCUUCAGCCCCUCUCCCAGCAUCUCCAAUGUUCAUACCCUCGCCACCGCUUCCAACCUCUCCAAUGUACGUGGAGUCGCCGCUCAUGGAUGGUGCCCGCGACCUACGGCGGCCAGCGGAGCCCUCCCAGGGGCCUAAAGGGUCCAAAGGUCCCGGAGACCGCCGCCCGGCAGAGCCCGCGAAGCCGCCUGGCACGGAAGCACGAGACAGUCGCCGACCCGCGGAACCGGAUCUGCCACCACGGAGACGACAUCCGCUUCCCCCGCCGCCAUCUUCGCCGUUCGGCUCGGCCGCCGGCAGCUCGAGCUAUCUGGGCUCCGCACAUAUUGCGGCCCCGCCAUCUUCGGCGAACUGGUCAUCGACGCAGGCCUCUCCGCUGCCCUCGCCGCCACCUCCGCCGCCUCCGCCGAUGUCUGGCUCUGCCGGAGACAGCUCCAGCUACCUCCAAUCCCCGGGUUUUGGGGCGGCGCGCUCAACAGCCUGGACAGCGACGGAGGCGACGCCACGGCAACCCGGAGACGGCACUCCCACCGUGGAUGGAGGCUGGACUCCUCAACUCUACGGUGCUUCCACCCCCACCGUGAUGCCGACGGACUCGGUCCCAACGGUUACUCAGACGGCCACCCACACGGCGACUCAGACGUCAGCGGCGACAGCUACACUGCAGAGCACAGAGGCUACGACGGCCACAUUGCCCGGCACGAACAGUGUCCCAACGGAGCGUGACAACCUCCCGGUAGAAGCACAAGACGCAGAGGCCCCGACCAAGGAGCCUUACAGCUGGAGCCUGAGCCAGGGCGCGCAAAGGAGGUUGCAUGCCAUGGCAGCAUCGCAUGUCACGACAGUCGACAGAAAGGCAGGGCCCCUGUUGCGCGGCGUGUACGUGGUGAGGCCUUCGUUCGGUAGCUGUGCUGCCUUAGCGAAGCUGCUGCUAGCCUGUUGGCUCUUGAAGUGCCAGUUUGGCCUCUUGGCCCUCUGGUUUCUGGUCUCUUCGGCCCAGAAGAUGUGGAGCAACAGCAGCAGGACGGAGGUGGAGCAGGAAAGCUUGGACACCGAGCCAGUGCCUGGCAGUGAGUCCGGGCACUUGCUCGUGGCCAACGCGGCACCUUGCGGCCCGCGGGGGAAAUGGGCUCCUUCCUACUCCACAGAGCCCACGGAGUUCGACAGUGGCAUCUGCCACGGAUCCUGGCUUUGCAUUCACAAGCCGACAGCAGACGCAGAGCGAAUGAAGGCUGGAGACUAUCCCUUUGCUGAUCACCUGCAUACCAGGAAGCGACUCUGGGAGUUCCGGUUGCAGCUGAAGUUCCGAGAGUCCGUUCCAGCUGGGAACGUUUUCUUCGGUUGUGAGCAGGAUCGCUAUUAUCAUGUCGGCACAAUUGAGCGCUACAUCUCCUCUUCGGUUAUUGCGCUUUUGAGGAAAGCUUCUGGCGAUGCCAUGUACCAGACACAUGGUGACGACCCCAAGUAUGUCCAGGGCGAAGCGGAGCGGCCGACUAUUGCCUUUCCGCUCUGGGUCAUGGACCAACUGAUCAUCACGGAGGAAGGCGACGACCCACCCGCCCUCAAUGACCCAGACUUCUCCUCCUACGGCACGGUUCGUGCUUUGGACCGGAAGCGCAUGCAGGAGGUGAUGCAGGGUCUGGACUUCCAGCCGGGCCGAACCUUCACCUUUGGCUUUUGGUGCAUUGCUCAGUUCGUCGAUGCCGUCGGCUGGCGAGUGCCAGCUCGGGGGGUGAUUCCGGAAGUGAAGCUCAAUGAGAUCGGGACGCACCCGCCGAUCUACAUCACCAUGUACCUGCUCUCGAAUCGGGAUGAAUGGAAUGUUCAGGGCACCCGUGACGAGCGGCACCUGGACUCAAGGAAGAUCUACAUUUGGCGCGUGGCUGCAUGGAGCAGUCCGUGCCUCAGAGAGCCCAGGGUCUUUGACGAGCCCUGCCUUUGCGAGACUUCAGGCUUGCUGCCGCCCACACCGAAGCGUCAGAAGGAGAAGUCCAAAUGGUCCAAACCUGGUGAUACCUAA
This is a messenger RNA of Symbiodinium sp. CCMP2456, 2421 nucleotides long. NCBI's taxonomy places the organism in Eukaryota, Dinophyceae, Suessiales, Symbiodiniaceae. The record is from the annotation of a GenBank genome assembly.